Mucor velutinosus is the source of this 1197-nucleotide messenger RNA. RefSeq lists its product as uncharacterized. Gene Ontology annotation, biological process: mitochondrial tRNA methylation; tRNA N1-guanine methylation. The transcript is spliced from 10 exons. Gene Ontology annotation, molecular function: tRNA (guanine(37)-N1)-methyltransferase activity. Lineage: Eukaryota; Fungi; Mucoromycota; Mucoromycetes; Mucorales; Mucoraceae. Gene Ontology annotation, cellular component: cytoplasm; mitochondrial matrix. The record is from RefSeq and is a predicted model, not a curated record. The coding region runs from base 1 to 1197 and encodes 398 amino acids.
AUGAGUUUAACACCACCUCAGAAUCGAGGCAUGACAGCCUUGAACAGAGAUGCAUUCAAAAAGACAUUUACAACACUUGCCAUUCGAGCUCCAAAUCAACUAGUGAAGCCAUUGAUGACACAAUUAGAGGAUGAAUUAUUGAAUCAACCACGAAUUCGUAAUGUAGUUUCGGAUGGCACACGGACAGAUACAAAGUUAAUUUUAUUAAGAUUAGAUAUCAGAGAUAUCAAGGAGUCAUUCCCAGACAGCAAGUCUGAUCUCAUCAAGCAACUAGAUAUCGUUGAGCAUGAUUUUGAGGUGGAUUACGAUUAUUGGACUACUGAACAAAUCUUGUAUUCCGUGAUGCCUGAAGGCGACGCUGAAACUCCUUCUUCAUUUACAACCACCGGCCACAUUGCUCAUGUCAACCUCAAAGAGGAGAACAUGCCCUUCAAGCGGUUGAUUGCUCAAGUCAUUUUGGAUAAAAACAAGAAAAUUAAGAGCGUUGUAAACAAGACGAACCAGAUUGACAACACCUAUAGAAACUUUCAAAUGGAAGUCUUGGCAGGGGAUACCAAUAUGAUUACAGAACUGAAAGAGAAUGAUUGCAAAUUCAAAUUUGAUUUCUCCAAGGUGUACUGGAACUCAAGGUUACAAGCAGAGCAUCGUAGACUGGUAGGCCUCUUUAAGAAGGGAGACUAUAUAUGUGAUGUGAUGGCAGGUGUGGGACCCUUUUCCGUUCCUGCAGCUAAAAAAGGUGCCAUUGUCUAUGCGAAUGAUCUCAAUCCCGCUUCGUAUGAAUCGCUAUGCGAGAACAUUAGACUCAACAAGAUCCAUCAACAUAUCAAGGCCUACAAUAUGGAUGGACGUGCUUUCAUUAAGCAGGCAGUACGCGAUCUGUCUAUUGAAACAAAGGAUGAUCGUACAUUUGAUCAUUUUAUUAUGAAUUUACCUGCAACUGCAAUUGAGUUUCUAGACGCUUUUAAGGGCAUUUACAAUGGCAGAAAUAUCAGUUCGGAUAGACUCCCGAUGAUUCAUGUUCAUUGUUUCACAAGAAGCUCGGAUCCUCAUCAAGACAUUGAGCAGCGCGUAUGUCAAAUCAUGGGAGGUCCGAUCGAUAGAGCAUCCUGCCAUCUGCAUUGGGUGCGCACUGUUGCUCCCAAGAAGGACAUGUAUUGUAUAUCAUUCCGUCUGAGUCCCGACAUUGCCUUCUUGUAG